Magnolia sinica is the source of this 1643-nucleotide messenger RNA. RefSeq names its product UDP-glycosyltransferase 91C1-like. The transcript has a single exon. Gene Ontology annotation, molecular function: UDP-glycosyltransferase activity. Bases 1 to 1398 code for a protein of 465 amino acids. Lineage: Eukaryota; Viridiplantae; Streptophyta; Magnoliopsida; Magnoliales; Magnoliaceae. The record is from RefSeq and is a predicted model, not a curated record.
AUGGCAGCCAGUAGCAAACUUCACAUUGUUAUGUUCCCAUGGUUAGCUUUUGGUCACAUCAUCCCUUAUUUUGAGCUAUCCAAAUGCUUAGCUCAAACAGGCCACCUUAUCUCCUUCAUCUCAACCCCACGUAUCAUCGACAGCCUUCCAACUGUCCCUCAAGAUUUAAAUAUAAAUCUAGUAAAGCUUACCCCACCUCACGUAAAUGCCCUCCCUGAAGAUGCUCAAUGCACCAUUGAUGUCCCCGUCCGUGACAUCCACCGCAUAAAAAAGCUAUUGGAUGGAUUGGAUGAACCCUUUUCUACGUUCCUCAAAGACCAUCCAUCCGUCGAUUGGAUAGUCUAUGACAUGUUUGUUUACUGGGCCCCAGGUAUAGCUGACAAGUUCAGGAUACCGUCCGUCUUCUUUUGUCCUUCCUCAGCAGCUACGCUGGUAUUCGUCGGCCCUCCAUCUGCAAUAUUAAGCAGCGAUUUUCCAUCUUUAACAGCGGAGAAUUUAACAGUACCUCCUCCAUGGGUUCCAUUCCCUACAACGGUCGCCUACCGAUACCAUGAUGCCAUGCAUAUAGUAAAAGGCGCCAGUGGCGGAGACUCCGGUGUAACCGAAAGAUACCGGUUAGGGAUAACAUUCCAAGGGUGCCAUGUUGUAGCCGUACGGAGCUCUCCAGAAUUCGAACCUGAAUGGAUGAAGCUCCUCGGUGAUAUUUACCAAAAACCGGCUUUUCCGGUAGGUUUAUUGUCAUCGUCGGUACAUGAAAUCAACAGUUGCAAGAAUGACACGUGGGUGGACCAGGAGUGGUUGGACACACAAAAGCAAGGGUCCACGGUUUAUGUUGCAUUUGGGAGUGAGUUGCGACUCAGUAAAGAAUACGUGCAUGAGUUAGCUUUUGGGUUAGAGUUAUCUGAGCUGCCUUUCUUUUGGGCUUAUAGAGGGGACCCAUGUCUACUUCCAGAUGGGUUCGAGGAUCGAACCAAGUGUCGUGGGUUAAUCCGUACGGGUUGGUCUCCACAGGCUCGGCUCUUGGCUCAUCCAUCGAUUGGGGGUUUCUUGAUGCAUGGUGGGUGGGGUUCGGCUAGCGAGUGUCUUGCUUUUGGGAAGCCGCUUAUCAUGUUGCCGUUUAUCGGUGAUCAAGGUCUGAAUGUGAGGUUGCUGGAAGAGAAGAAGGUUGGAAUUGAGGUGGACAGGAAUGACACGGACGGUUCUUUUACACGGGAUGCGGUUACUAAGUGUUUGAAGAUGGUGAUGGUAGAUGAUGAGGGUGCAGGCAUCAGAGCCAGUGCUAGGGAGAUGAAGAGUAUCUUCGGUAGCAAGGAAAAGCAGGAUCGGUACGUGGAGGACUUUGUGAAUUACCUCAUUGAACAUAGACCCAAAGAGGGUGUGCGGGCCCCAUCAGAUUGAUCAAGUACGGUUGGAUGCAAAUCUGUUUAUGAAUAAGACCGUACGUACGUACAUUUGACCCAACGGUCUUGGAUGAUGUGUGUAGAAUGCAGUUUAGGUUUUUGUGUAUGUCUUAAAAAAAAAAAAGAAAAAAACUUUGAAGUGUGACAAUGUGUAAUAAAGGCACCUGAUUGGUGUUAGAUGAUGGGUGUAGCACGAGGAUUGUAUUCAGUAAUCUAUGUUACAUAACUACAUGUCUACUAGUG